AAAAAGAAAAGGAAAAAGAAAAAGGUUUGACAAUUAGUUUGGGUUCAUCCAAUUUCCAAGAUCCCAAACUCCAAUACACCAAUCCCUAAUUAGACAGCAAACUUUCCCAAUCAAGCGCACAUUCCCCAAACCCUCCGCCAUGAGCCACCGCAAUCCGCCACCAAUUCCGCCGCCGAAUAUCCGCCAUACCAGCACCGCCCAAAUCCUUAAGCAAACCUCCUCUCUGUUCUACUCUAACCCUCUCAUCUUCAUCUUUCUCUCAUCUCUCCUCCUCACUUUCCGUUCCAACGUUCACAGCGCCUCCCACUACCUCUCUUCCCUAAUCGACCGCGACCCUUCCUUGAAAUCCCUCCUCUCCCGCCUCGAUUUCUCCGCCUCCACCUCCGCCUCUGCCUCCCAUCUCCACCACCACCAUCAUCCCACCUACCGCCGUCGCCGCGCCUUUCUCCACCUCUCCCGCGUCGGAACCCUCGACGACGACUUUUUCUCCGGCGAUUCCGAUUUCGACCGCUCCCUCUUUCGCCAAUCCUCCAGAAAACCUACCCCCAAUGCCACUUUCGUCAUUUUCUCUGACUUCAACCCGGAUUACGGCUUCUCCAAUUCCGUCAUGGAUAACGGAAUCUCUUUCCCCAAAAUUGUCAAGCCAGGUGUCAAGACGGAGUUCAGGAAUAAUGCCACGGUGUUGUCGGAAGAAGAGGAAAGGAAAUUCGUCGAGAGCAGAUUAGAUGAUAGUAAUGCAGUCAUCGAUUUCGAUUUCUUGAUCAAGGGUUUCGAAUUAGGGCAUCGCGACGCAACUUCUCUCUUCUUCUUAGCAGGCGUCCUGUCGGUUACAUAUGCAUACGUUGUAUUGGCAUUCAUAGUUUCUUACACAUGGGUGAACGGGAUUAUUUUCCUUAAAGUGGUGGAUCAUUUGGUUGGAAAUUACAGAUCCUUCUUGCGCACGAUUUGGGACGGUUCGAAUAUCGGGCUUAAACGGCUUUCAGGGUUUAUACUGAUGAAAUGGGCAGUGAGGGAUGCACUAGCACAGCUGAUGGGAAUAUUCUUUUUCGGGGAGAUCGAAGAUCACUACGUGUUCUUGAAGGUUUUCUUGAGGAUGAAGUUUAUGCCUUUUGCCAAUGUGGCACCGUGGGUUAUAGGGCAUGAGUGGGAGAGUGCAGGCUUUAUUGCGGUCUGGUUCUUGAGUGACUUGAUGCUCGGUUUCAUAUUUGCUGUCGAUUCGUGGGUAGCAAUUGCAGAUUCAAGAAGGGGUGGCAGAGAGAUUGUAAAAGAAGGGUGCCAUAUGUUAUUAGCUUUGUUUUGCCCUGCUUUUGAAAUAAGGUGUUUAGAAGCAGUUAUAUGCGGAUCGUUUGGGAGGUGGUUGUUGAGGAAAAUGUUUGGGGAUCUUCUUACUUUAGUUUUCCAGUCGUUGAUGGAGGUUUUUUUCAUGGUUUCUUGGCUGGUUUUUUACUUUGCUGCCAGGCAUAAAGAUGAUACUUCUGUUGGAAAGACAUUUGGACGACGAGAAUUGGAACAUUUUCUUCAUUUGGCUAGGUGAUACUUGCGGAAAAAAAAAAUGGUAAAAAGAAAACAAAUAUCUCUGUUGCGAGAUUCGAGUUUGUCGUACCGGAAUAACUGGUAAACUUGCUUGGUUUGCAACAAUAAUAUAGCGGUAAAUCUUUGUGGUGCUUUUUUGUUGUUUGAUUUGCAACAAAUUUAAAAUUAGCACUGCCAUUGAUUGCUUGGUGAUGCCGUCGCCAUUUGUGUUUUGUUUAUGUACGAUGAGGUAAUAUGUUGUAAAUCUACAUACAAUUCCAUCAUUCAUGUAUAUAUAGGUUUCAGCAUGUGCUUUCUUCGGCCUUCGAAAUCGUGCUAUUCCUGGUUUUGCUACCAUGUUA
Molecule: messenger RNA, 1874 nt
Organism: Erythranthe guttata (spotted monkey flower)
Lineage: Eukaryota; Viridiplantae; Streptophyta; Magnoliopsida; Lamiales; Phrymaceae
Source: RefSeq, a predicted model, not a curated record